Molecule: messenger RNA, 1014 nt
Organism: Tripterygium wilfordii
Lineage: Eukaryota; Viridiplantae; Streptophyta; Magnoliopsida; Celastrales; Celastraceae
Exons: 9
Coding region: 1-1014 (337 amino acids)
Source: RefSeq, a predicted model, not a curated record
AUGAGUCAACAAAAUACUCCUGCUAUUGAGGAAUCAUCACAAGCAGACAAGGCAAAUUGGGAUGGUCCAUUGACAAAGGCUUUUAUCGACAUAUGCAUCGAUCGCCAAAAGGCAUGUGAUAGGCCUAACACUCACUUCUCGCGCAAGGGUUGGAAGAGUAUCAUUGUUGCUUUCAAGGAAAAAACAGGAAAGAAUGGCGCUUGUGGGAGAAAGUUGGUGCUCGAAGAGACUGGGCUUGGAUGGGAUCCUAUCCAUCAAACGGUUCUUGCAGAAAAUGAAUGGUGGGAAAGAAAAAUCAAGGAAGAUAGGAAAUGUGUAAAAUUCCGCAAUCAGGGAAUUGAUAAUAAAGAGGAAUUACAGUUUUUGUUUAGCGAUCAAGAAGCAACUGGAUUGGGAAUUGAGGAUCUCUUGCUCUCACAAGAUGAGGAUUCUACUGAUCUUGAGUAUAAUGCAAAUGCAGAUGUUACUGUUGAUAUCCUUAGUUCUCCCAACCCACUACCUCAUGCUGGGAGGAGGUCCAUCAGUCCCUCUAAUCGCGGUAGACAAAAGAGGAAGGCAAUAAAUAGUCGAACUUCAAUGAAUUCUGUUAACAAUAAUGGGGAUAUUGAUGAUGUGAUGGAAAUUCUAGAAGAGUUUCUUGAGACUGCGAAUGGUGGACUACUUCUGAGGGAAACGGAUAAUUCUGAUAAUUGGGACGAAUAUGAUUUUAUAGUCGAUGCUGCCAUCUUAGGAGCAGUGGAUUGCAUUGGGGCUAUUGCUAACACACAUAUACCGGCAGUGGUUCCAUAUGAUGCACGUGUCCCAUAUAUAGGGCAGAAAGAUGGGAAGGGUCAGCCCAUGAUUCCCGAAAUUGAAGAUGACGAUUUUAUGACAUUUGGUAACGAAUCUGUCGUGAUUGCAAACGACGACAUCAUUGGUAAUGGGAUAGACAUUGGGGAGCCUUCAAAUUUCAAUGAAGAUUUUGAGAUGGCCGUUUUACUUGAUAUGAUUGCUGCAAAACUAUUCGGAUUGUAG